AUGGACACAGUCUUUGGACCCAGAACUCUUCCUCAAGACAGCCCAGCCAUACCCUUGCUUGAAAAAAAUGGCGAAGGUCGAGGCGUCUACAUCUCCCACCUUGAUAGGAGCCCUAUCAGCAUUAAGAUAUUAGUAUUUGUCGUUGUACUUCUCAUGAACGCCGCCUUCGCCGUCCUAGUUCUCUGGCGGGCGAGCAAGAACUAUAAUGUCGUUCUAGCACUGGUGCUAAACGACUUCCAUUACGUCGAAGCAGGAGUCUUAAGGACGACGAGAAAGGGGUUUUGGUCUUGGUGCUGGACGUUCAUGGUCGCCGCGUUCGACUACCGUCUGCUUGGCACCUUGUGGCCAAAAAUCCGCGAAUUCGUCACAGGCCAUCUCUAUUUCCGAAUUCGUUGUGGCUUUCGGAAGACAGAAAUCGUUUUUCGUGCCCCUACGGGCAAGGAGUUCGAUGAAAUGCUGACGCUUCCCAUGAUAAAGUUUCAGAAGGCUUUCCAGAUGUCUCUACUUGACGCCACGAACCGUCAGUUCAUCUUGGAGAAUACUGGAUUCAACACUCGUUGUGCGCCUUGGGAACUUUGCUACGCAGCGUCGAUGGCUGCGUACCGCCUAGCUGACGAUGGGUUGUUCGAUAUGAAGAACUGGGAGUUGACCGUGUGGCAAAAGGAUGUAUACAAUCGGUGGACAGCUUGGGAGACAUGGAGACAUCAGGAUCCUUUCUUGAGUGCGAUGGCGCUUGAAAUUUUGAAAGAGAAACUAAGAAUGGAGGGGAAGGAUAAGAUCGUUGCGAGGAUGGAAGACGUAAUUUCAGCUCCUCUUUCUGAAUCAGUCAGGCAGGAACUGGUACACUCCAUCAUUACCCUUGCUAGAGCAGAGGGAUUCGACAUGGAAACGAGUUGGAUCGAGGCCAUCUCAGAGGCGGAUCGGAUCCACAAUCAAUUUCCACAACUGCAAUGA
Laccaria bicolor S238N-H82 is the source of this 954-nucleotide messenger RNA. RefSeq lists its product as uncharacterized. The record is from RefSeq and is a predicted model, not a curated record. The transcript has 3 exons. The coding region runs from base 1 to 954 and encodes 317 amino acids. Lineage: Eukaryota; Fungi; Basidiomycota; Agaricomycetes; Agaricales; Hydnangiaceae.